Molecule: messenger RNA, 1083 nt
Organism: Fusarium pseudograminearum CS3096
Lineage: Eukaryota; Fungi; Ascomycota; Sordariomycetes; Hypocreales; Nectriaceae
Exons: 5
Coding region: 1-1083 (360 amino acids)
Source: RefSeq, a predicted model, not a curated record
AUGGCGGCCACGAUCAAUCUCAAGCCCGUCAUCAUUGAGAUGUGGAUCGAGUAUGGCAUCGGUAUACUCAUCCUCUGUCUCCGACUUUUCGCUCGACUUCAACGGAUCAAAUUUACAAAGUUUAAAUCUUGGGCGAUCGACGAUUGGCUCACUAUUCCCGCUGCUAUUCUAUGGACUAUGGAAGUCUCCAUGUGCCAAAUUAUAGCGGACAAGGGCAGCAUCACCGGCCUAACGAACGAAGUCGCCUCGAAGCUCACGUCCGAAGAAGCCCUCAGCCACGAGAUCGGAGCUAAAUGGUUGUUCGCGGCAUGGUAUGUCUAUGUCUCCAUGGUGUGGACUCUCAAGGCCAUGAUGCUUUCGCUCCUUUUCCGAGUCACCAAAUCGCUCCCCGAAGAACGUCUCGUGAAACAAGCCUCGAUCUUCGUUUUUAUCUGCUAUCUAAUAACAAUCGGUGUUGUUUCUGGGCAUUGCUGGCCAACCCAUAAGCUAUGGCAGGUUUAUCCUGUUCCAUCAGCCGACUGUUCUCAAAACCGAGCUAAAUACUACGCCCUCGUUACAACCAACGUCGUUACUGAUUUCGUCAUCAUGGCUCUGCCUAUUCCUUUACUAUGGAAGCUGCAAGUCAAUCUCAGGAAGAAGCUGGUUUUCGGCCUGAUAUUCUGCGGUGGAAUCUUUAUCGUUAUUUGCACGCUUCUUCGCUGCAUUAUCUGCUUGACCACACCAGGGCGUCUUGAUCUUGGUCUUAGCUGGUCGAUCCGUGAGACGGUCGUCGGAAUUAUCGUCACAAACGUCUCGUCGAUCAAGCCCCUCUUUACCGGCCGCAACCACAGCACAAACGAUAGCUCCCAUCAUACAUCCAACAACCGUCUGGGUUUCUCGCAUUCUGGUAACACACAUAAGAUGUCGCGAAUGGAAAGAUUACCCGACGGGAGUCAUAGUGGGAGCCAAGAGUGUAUAGUGGCCGGACUUGGCAAGAACCAGACCACAGUUGUCGCGGAUGACAAUAGUUCAGAUCACAAGUCUGAUCACAAGUACAAGUAUAGCGGUCAGAUUCAUGUUACGAGGGACUUUCACGUUGCAUAG